Megalops cyprinoides (Indo-Pacific tarpon) is the source of this 6740-nucleotide messenger RNA. Its product is annotated as protein sidekick-2-like. The transcript has 45 exons. NCBI's taxonomy places the organism in Eukaryota, Metazoa, Chordata, Actinopteri, Elopiformes, Megalopidae. The record is from RefSeq and is a predicted model, not a curated record. Gene Ontology annotation, molecular function: protein binding. Bases 117 to 6740 code for a protein of 2207 amino acids.
CGCCUCAGCAUCCGCGGAAUACACACGGCGAAGAUACGCUCCUCGUCUGCACACACACACACUCGGCCAUAAACACACGCACGCAAAAUAAAAGCGGUUUGGGGACAUUGAGCGACAUGGUUUCUGCGUGCCGAACGCACGCAGGUGGUGUGGUCCGGCUGCGGGCAAUGCCUGAGGAUUCUACAGCUCUGAAGUGGAUUCUGUUCGUUUUCUUGCUCAUGCACAACGCGAGGGCUCAAGAUGAUGUGCCCCCGUACUUCAAGAUGGAGCCGGUGCGGACUCAGGUGCACCUGGAGGGGAACCGUCUGGUUCUCACCUGUAUGGCAGAGGGCAGCUGGCCGCUGGAGUUUAAGUGGAUCCGGAACGGAACCGAGCUGACCCGUUUCUCACUGGAGUACAGGUAUCUGAUCCCUGCCCUGGACAGGUCCCACGCUGGCUUCUACCGCUGCAUCGUCAGGAACCGUGUUGGCGCCCUCUUGCAGCGGAGGACUGAAGUGCAGGUGGCAUAUAUGGGGGGUUUUGAGGGGGGCGAGCGCACCCAGGCGGUGUCCCAGGGAGAGGGCGCGGUGAUCGCCGCCCCACGGAUGCAAAGCUUCCCCCAGCCACAGGUCACAUGGUUCCGGGACGGGCGCAAGAUCCCGCCCAGCAGCCGAAUAGCCAUCGCCCUGGACAACACCCUGGUCAUCCUGUCCACUGUGGCCUCGGAUGCGGGACGCUACUACGCCCAGGCCGUCAACGACAGGAACGGAGAGAACAAGACAAGCAAUCCCAUCACUCUCACCGUGGAGGAGGUUGGGGAACCUGCCGACCCCAUCGCCCCCUCUAUCAUCAUACCGCCAAAAAACACCAGCGUGGUGAUGGGGACGUCCGAAGUGAUCAUGGAGUGUGUGGCCAACGCCAGACCGCUCAUUAAUCUCCGUGUAAUCUGGCGGAAGAACGGAGUUGUGGUGAGCAGCGGUCUGAGUGACUUUGACCGCAGGCUGACCGUAGCGGCUCCAGCGGGCGGAGAUGGCGGCUUCUACGAGUGCGAGGCGGAGCUCCGCAGCAGCAGCGCGCCGUCGGUCAGGGCCGGGGCCUACCUGCACGUGCUGGAGCCUCCCCAGUUUGUGAAGGAGCCAGAGAAACACAUCAGUGCUGAGAUGGAGAAGGUGGUGGACAUCCCCUGCCAGGCCCAAGGGGUUCCUCAGCCGGAGAUUGUGUGGUAUAAGGACGCGGUGCCGGUGAGUCCGGUGAAAGCGGCCCGGUACCGCCUGCUGGUGGGGGGCAGCUUGCAAAUCAACGGCCUUCUGCCCGACGACACCGGAAUGUUCCAGUGUUUCGCCCGAAACCUGGCCGGAGAGGUGCAGACCAGCACCUACCUCGCUGUGACCAGUAUCGCCCCCAACAUCACUGCCGGGCCGACUGACAGUGCCGUGAUUGACGGCCUGUCAAUCGUCCUCCACUGUGAGACCUCUGGUGCCCCUCGGCCAGCCAUCACCUGGCAGAAAGGUGAGCGUGUCCUGGCCAGCGGCUCAGUGCAGCUGCCCCGCUUCACCCUGCUGGAGUCUGGCAGCCUGCUCGUCAGCCCCGCCCACAUGUCGGACGCCGGCGCCUACACCUGCACAGCCAGCAACUCCCGGGGGAUCGACGAGGCCAGCGCCCACCUGGUGGUGUGGGCUCGAACCCGCAUCACCAGCCCUCCUCAGGACCAGAGUGUCAUCAAAGGGACCAAAGCCACCAUGACCUGUGGGGUGACACAUGACCCCAGCGUCACCGUCAGGCAUGUGUGGGAGAAAGGGGGCGCUGUCCUCAAGGUGGGCUCCACCCCUCGGAUGCGUAUGGACUCAGACGGCACGCUGCACAUCUCCCAGACCUGGUCAGGUGACAUCGGCACCUAUACCUGCAGGGUCUUCUCCGUGGGGGGCAAUGACUCCCGCAGCGCCUACCUCCGAGUCAGGCAGCUCCCCCACGCUCCAGAAAACCCCAUAGCCACGCUGAGCUUGUUGGAGAAGAGGGCGAUCAACCUGACCUGGGCGGAGCCCUUUGACGGGAACAGCCCCCUGAUUCGCUACAUCCUGGAGGUGUCUGAGAACAAUGCUCCAUGGACCGUGCUCCUGGCCAACAUCGAACCCGAGGCCACAAGUGUGACGGUCAGCGGGCUCAUCCCGGCGCGGUCCUACCAGUUCCGCCUCUGUGCGGUCAAUGAUGUCGGCAGAGGCCAGUUCAGCAAGGAGACUGACCGGCUGUCCCUUCCAGAGGAGCCCCCCAGCGCCCCCCCUCAGACAGUCAUCGCUAGUGCCCGCACCAACCAGUCCAUCAUGAUCCAGUGGCAGCCGCCCCCCGAGGCCCACCAGAACGGCCCCCUGCAGGGCUACAUCAUCCGGUACUGCCUGGCAGGCCUGCCCGUGGGUUACCAGUUCAGGAACAUCACCAACCCGGACCAGACCAACCUGCUGCUGGAAGACCUCAUCAUCUGGACCAACUACGAGAUCGAGGUCGCCGCCUACAACGGGGCGGGGCUGGGGACCUUCAGCCACAAGGUGACGGAGUGGACACUGCAGGGAGUGCCCACCAUCCCCCCCGGCAACGUGCACGCCGAAGCCGUCAACGCCACCGCCAUCCGCUUCACCUGGAGUGCCCCUAGUCCGCAGUUUAUCAAUGGCAUCAACCAAGGCUACAAGCUGUUGGCAUGGGAACCAGGUGUGGAGGAGGAGAUGACCGUGGUGACGGUGCGGCCGAACUUCCAGGACAGCGUCCACGUGGGCUAUGUCACUGGGCUGAAGAAGUUCACAGAGUACUUCACCACGGUGCUGUGCUUCACCACGCCCGGGGACGGCCCCCGCAGCACGCCGCAGAGAGUGCGCACGCACGAGGACACACCUGGCGCUGUGGGUCACCUUAGCUUCACUGAGAUCCUGGACACCUCUCUGAAAGUGAGCUGGAGAGACCCACCUGAGAAGAACGGAGUCCUCACAGGGUACCGCAUCUCCUGGGAGGAGUAUAACCGCACCAACACGCGUGUCACCCGCUACCUGCCCAACGUGACUCAGGAGUACCGCGUGACCGGCCUGACUGCCCUCACCACCUACACCAUCCAGGUGGCCGGGCUCACCUCCAAAGGCCAGGGCCAGCUGUCCUCCUCCACCAUCUCCUCAGGGGUGCCCCCAGAAAUACCCGGCCCCCCCACGAACAUGGCCAUCUCCAACAUCGGCCCCCGCUCCGUCACCCUGCAGUUCAAACCCGGCUACGACGGGAAGACCUCCAUCUCCUGCUGGCAGGUGGAGGCCCAGAUCGGCAUCAUCGGAGAGAACGAGGAGUGGGUGGCAGUCCAUCAGCUUGCCAACGAGCCUGAUGCCAGAUCGCUAGUGGUGCCCAACCUCAACCCCUACACCUUCUACAGGUUCCGAAUGCGGCAGGUGAACAUCGUGGGCACCAGCCCGCCCAGCCAGCCCUCCAGAACCAUCCAAACCCUGCAGGCCCCGCCCACUGUCUCCCCCAGCAACAUCACCCUGCGUACUGCCAGCGAGACCAGCCUGUGGCUGCGAUGGCUGCCCCUGCCUGAGUGGGAGUAUAAUGGCAGCCCGGAGCUGGUGGGGUACCGGGUUCAAUACAGCCGGAUCAGGUCAGACAGCCAGGCUCUGAACCACAUCAUCCCUGACCGGCUGGAGCGGGAGCUCACCAUAGAGGACCUGGAGGAAUGGACCCAGUACCAGGUCCGAGUGCAGGCCUUCAACGGCAUCGGAGCCGGGCCCUGGAGCCAGCCUGUCCACUGCAGAACCAGAGAGUCCGUCCCCUCCUGUGGCCCGACCAACAUCUCAGCCUUCGCCACCACCUCCAGCAGCAUCCUGGUCCGCUGGGCCGAGGUCCCCGAAAACGACCGCAACGGGCUCAUUCUGGGGUAUAAGGUGGUGUAUAAGGAGAGGGACCUGGACUCUCCCCUGCAGUUUUGGACGGUGGAGGGGAACUCCAGCCAAAGCGGCCAGCUGACGGGGCUGGGGAAGUAUGUGCUGUACCAGAUUCAGGUGCUGGCCUACACCCGCAUCGGGGACGGGGUGCCCAGCUCGCCCCCGGUUCAGGAGAGGACCCUGGACGAUGUGCCGGGUCCCCCAGUGGGUAUCCUGUUCCCCGAGGUGCGGACCAGCUCUGUACGCCUCAUCUGGCAGUGCCCCACCCAGCCCAACGGCGUCAUCCUGGCCUAUCAGGUGACGUAUCGGCUCAACUCCACCCAUAGCAACGCGGCCAGCGGCGACGUGCUCAGCGCCAGCGUGCAGCAGUACACGGCGACCGGGCUGAGGCCGGAGUCCGUCUACGUGUUCCGGGUCACGGCCCAGACGCGCAAGGGCUGGGGGGAGUCGGCGGAGGCGCUGGUGAUCACCACGGAGAAGAGAGCCCGCCCCCAGCCCACCAGCCGCCCGCUCGUGCCCCAGGAGGAAGUGCAGGCCCGCAGCGUACUGUUGUCAUGGGAGCCAGGCAGUGACGGCCUCUCGCCAGUCCGCUAUUACACCAUCCAGUCCAGGGAGCUGCCGGAGGGCAACUGGAGCGUCCACGCCGCCGCCGUCAGCCACGAGUCCAACUCCCACAUCGUGGACGGACUCAAGCCCUUCACUUCCUACGAGUUCAGAGUGAGGGCCACCAACGACAUCGGGGACAGCGAGUUCAGCGCCCAGAGCGAGGCCAUCACCACGCUGCAGGAUGUCCCAGACGAAGCUCCCACAAUCCUCUCUGUCACACCGCACACCAUGACGUCCGUGCUGGUGCGCUGGCAGCCCCCGCCUGAGGAGGGGAUUAACGGGGUCCUGCUGGGGUUUCGAGUGCGCUACCGGGAGCUCCUGUACAACCGGCAGCACAGCUACACCAUCCGAACCAUCAGCAGCCCCUCAGCCAGCUGGGCCGAGCUCACCUCCCCCUACAGCAUGCGGAGCCUGAACGAGUCCACACUCACCCAGUACCAGCUGGACAAUCUUAAUAAGCACAAGCGCUAUGAGAUCCGACUGAGUGUGUAUAAUGCGGUGGGGGAGGGGCCAACCAGCACGCCCCAGGAAGUGUUUGUGGGAGAAGCAGUCCCUACAGCCCCGCCCCAAAACGUGGCUGUCCAAUCAGCAACUGCCACUCAGCUGGAUGUCACAUGGGACCCGCCUCCUGUGGAAGCUCAGAACGGAGACAUUCAGGGGUACAAGGUGUACUUCUGGGAGUUCCAGCAGCGGAACGAGACGGAGCGGCUGCGAACGCUCUUCCUGCCCGAGGGAGGGGUGAAGCUGAAGAACCUGACGGCCUACACCACCUACAUGAUCAGCGUGGUCGCCUUCAACGCCGCCGGAGACGGGCCGCGCUCCUCGCCCACCAGGGGGCGCACUCAGCAAGCAGCGCCCAGCGCUCCCAGUUUCAUCCACUUCAGCGAUCUGACCACCACCUCCGUCAACGUGUCCUGGGGGGAGCCCGUGCACCCCAACGGCAUGAUCGAGGGGUACCGCCUCAUCUACGAGCCAAGCACUCCUGUUGAUGGUGUCAGUAAGAUUGUGACCGUGGAUGUGAAGGGCAGCGCCCCCCUCUGGAUGAAAAUCAAAGACCUGGCAGACGGGGUCACCUACAACUUCCGCAUCCGAGCCAAGACCUUCACCUACGGGCCCCAGGUGGAGGCCAACAUCACCACUGGGCCUGGGGAAGGAGCGCCUGGCCCCCCUGGCGAGCCUUUCAUCUCCCGCUCCAGCAGCACCUUCACCCUGCACUGGGCGAACGGUGACCCCGGGCGAGCGCCCAUCACCCGCUACGUCAUUGAGGCCCGGCCGUCAGACGAAGGCUUAUGGGACAUCCUGAUCAAAAACAUCCCCAAGGAAGUGACAUCAUACACGAUGGACAUGGACAUGCUGAAGGAGGGGGUGAGCUAUGACUUCCGGGUCGUCGGUGUCAACGACUACGGAUUCGGCUCCCCAAGCGCCCCAUCGCCCUCAGUCUCAGCCCACAGGAUGGCGCCCUUCUACGAAGAGUGGUGGUUUUUGGUGGUGAUCGCUCUGGUGGGCUUCAUCUUUAUCCUCCUCCUGGUCUUCACCCUCAUCAUCCACGGUCAGAGCAAGAAGUACUCCCAGAAGUCAGACCCAGGGAACACCUCUGUCAGCAAUGCCACCCCUCUCACCCAGGGGGCGAUGGUCAGCCUGGACGAGGGACGCUUCCCUGCGCUGGAGCUCAACAACCGCCGGCUGUCUGUCAAGAACUCCUUCUGUCGCAAGAACGGGAUCCAGACCAGGCCUCCCCCUCGGCCUAGCCCCGGCUGCCUGCAUUACUCUGAUGAGGACAUCAGCACCAAGUAUAAUGACCUGAGAGCUGACAGCAGCAGCCUGACGGAGAAGCCCUCAGAGAUCUCAGACUCACAGGGCAGUGACAGUGACUACGAGCUGCAGGAGGACCGAGAGAAGACGCACUCCUUCGUCAACCACUACAUCAGCGACCCCACCUACUACAACUCCUGGCGCCGCCAGCAGAGGGGGCUGUCGCGGCCUCAGGCCUACGGCCACGCCGAGCCCGAAUCAGGGCGCACGGAGCACCGCUCCACCCCUCCCCCCCUCCCCCCGAUGCCCCCACACCCGCACCAGCUCAGCUGCUCCCCCCAGCCCCAGGACCCGCCCCAGGGCACCCUCUUCAGGCCAGCGGGCAGCCGGACUCCCACCCCCUCCCUGCUGUCCCCAAACCCUCCCACUCAGCACAGCGCCCUCUACAGGCCCCCGAGUGAACAGGCGCCCGCUGCCGGAUUCUCCUCCUUCGUUUGA